Messenger RNA from Fusarium tjaetaba, 855 nucleotides. RefSeq names its product formin binding protein. NCBI's taxonomy places the organism in Eukaryota, Fungi, Ascomycota, Sordariomycetes, Hypocreales, Nectriaceae. The record is from RefSeq and is a predicted model, not a curated record. The transcript has a single exon. Gene Ontology annotation, molecular function: RNA binding; zinc ion binding. Bases 1 to 855 code for a protein of 284 amino acids. Gene Ontology annotation, cellular component: precatalytic spliceosome. Gene Ontology annotation, biological process: mRNA splicing, via spliceosome.
AUGUCAGAAUACUGGAAAUCCACGCCUAAAUACUGGUGCAAGCACUGCGAGACCUAUGUUCGCGACACAAAACUCGAGCGCCAAAACCAUGAAUCUACCGCCAAACAUCAAGGCGCACUGAAGCGCUUCCUCCGCGAUCUGCACCGUAACCACGAGCGAGAAGAACGCGAAAAAGACCGCGCCAAGCGGGAAGUCGAACGUCUCAAUGGAGUUGUUGGAGCUUCAUCUGCAGCGGCAGGUCCGUCGUCAAGACCCGCGCCGCGCACACAACAGAGCGCACCGACAGAAGCGUCUUUGAAGAAACAGAGAGAACAGCUUGCUGCGAUGGGUGUCGCGAUGCCGAGUGACUUCCGACCUGAGAUGGCUAUGCCUGGCGAGUGGACGGUCACGAAUACGAGAAUUAUCGAGGCGAAGACAGAAGAAGACGAAGAAGCAAAGGUGGAGGCUAGAGCCAAUGGUGUACGGAAGCGCGAAGCAACGGAGGACGAGAAGGAAGAAGAAAACGCUGUGCGCGGACUGUUCAAGAAGCCUAGACGAUGGGGACGAGACUCAAAAGCUAUGCCACAACAAGAAGACCAGGAACUCGAUGCGCUACUCAGCGGAUCGACGUUUACACCUAGGACCGUGAAGGAGGAAACAGAGGAUACGACGAAUGUCAAGAAGGAGGAGGAUGCGACGCCGGAUACAGCUGUGAAGGCAGAAGAUGCGACAGAAGUCAAGACGGAGGAUAACACAGACGUCAAGACAGAAGCACCUGCUGAACCUCUGAUAAAGCCAGAGCCAGAGGAGGCUGAGUCGGGAGUACAGACUGUGGUGUUCAAGAAGAGAAAGCCCAAGGGCAUUCGACAAAAGUGA